Oryza sativa Japonica Group (Japanese rice) is the source of this 2376-nucleotide messenger RNA. RefSeq names its product transcription factor MYB124. Lineage: Eukaryota; Viridiplantae; Streptophyta; Magnoliopsida; Poales; Poaceae. Gene Ontology annotation, molecular function: DNA-binding transcription factor activity, RNA polymerase II-specific; RNA polymerase II cis-regulatory region sequence-specific DNA binding. The record is from RefSeq and is a predicted model, not a curated record. Gene Ontology annotation, cellular component: nucleus. Gene Ontology annotation, biological process: regulation of DNA-templated transcription.
GCACAAAAAAUUCCCUUUACCCCCAUCUCACACUCCACCCCCCCUCUCUCUCGUUUCCUCCUCUCCACCCAACCCAACCCAACUCGGUCGUCGUCGUCGUCUUCCUCUCGAAUCCACGGUUCAAAAAUUCCCUCCACUCGCGCCCAUUUCCCCAAACCCUAGCCGGCCCCGGCUCGCCGCCGCCCGCCGCCCGCCGGCUGCCUACCUCGGCCUGCCGGGAUCCGUGCGCGGAACAUGCGGGAUCCCGGACCAUGGCGACCGGACCCGAUCUGACCCCACCCGCCGCCGCCGCCUCCGCCGAAGCGCCGUCGGCGUCGGCGGCCAAGAAGGACCGCCACAUCGUGAGUUGGAGCACCGAGGAGGAUGAUGUGCUUCGUACUCAAAUUGCGCUUCAUGGAACUGAUAAGUAUGAAUUCUUCCCACUUCCCAUCUCAAUUGACUUUUUUUUUCUAGAUUUAAUCACCAUAUUUUACACUGUUUUUCCUUUUCCUUUCGGUAGCUGGACAAUUAUAGCGGCACAAUUCAAGGACAAGACGGCCAGACAGUGCAGGAGAAGAUGGUACAAUUAUUUGAACUCGGAGUGCAAGAAAGGAGGGUGGUCCAGAGAAGAGGACUUGCUAUUGUGUGAGGCUCAAAAAGUUCUUGGGAACAAAUGGACUGAAAUAGCAAAGGUUGUCUCAGGCAGAACUGAUAAUGCAGUGAAGAAUCGGUUUUCUACUCUAUGCAAAAGGCGGGCCAAGGAUGACGAGCUAUUCAAGGAAAAUGGAUCAUUAUGUUCCAGUACAAGUUCAAAGAGGGCAUUGGUACAAACUGGGUGUCUCACAUCUGGUGCAAGUGGCUCUGCACCACCUAUUAAGCAGAUGAGGCCAUGUAAUUCUGAUUUCAAAGAGAAUAUGACACCAAAUAUGAGAUUAGUUGGACAAGACAAGAGCACACAAGAUUCUCGACAGCCUCUUGCAAUUGUUUAUCAAAACAAUCAAGAUAAUAUGAAUACAAUGGAUACCCAAAAUCUUGUUGCUAAAACUGCAGCAAAACAAUUAUUUGCGGGGGAACAGAAUUGCGUUAAGCAUGAGGGUAAUUUUUUGAACAAGGAUGAUCCAAAAAUUGCUACUUUAUUGCAGCGAGCCGACUUGCUUUGCUCCCUAGCAACGAAAAUAAAUACUGAAAAUACAAGCCAAAGCAUGGACGAAGCCUGGCAGCAACUACAGCAUCAUUUGGAUAAGAAAGAUGAUAAUGACAUGUCAGAGAGCAGUAUGUCGGGAAUGGCUUCACUCCUAGAGGAUCUUGACGAUUUAAUUGUAGACCCCUAUGAGAAUGAAGAGGAAGAAGACCAGGAUUUAAGGGAGCAGACCGAACAGAUUGAUGUGGAGAACAAGCAAAAUUCUUCACAAACUAGCAUGGAAGUUACAUCACAAAUGGUUCCUGACAAUAAAAUGGAGGACUGCCCAAAUGAUAAGAGCACAGAAGACAAUAAUAUGGAACCGUGCCCUGGUGAAGACAUACCAACAUCUGAAAACUUGACUGAGGCUGCUAUCGAAGAUAGCUUGCUUCAAUGUGUGGAAUACAGCUCUCCUGUACACACAGUUAUUCAAGCUAAAACAGAUGCAGAAAUAGCAGCAUCGGAGAAUCUUAGCGAGGUUCUCGAACAUAACAGGCUUCAGUGUAUUCAAUUAGCCUCCCCUGCUCAGACAACUACCCCAGUUGAAGCAAAUGCAGAAACACCAGCUUCUGAGAAGUUACGCGAGGUUGUCAAAUGUAACAAUCCUUCAUGUAUCGAAUUCACUUCGCCUGCUCAUACAGUCCCAACAUUCCUGCCGUACGCAGAUGACAUGCCGACUCCAAAAUUUACUGCUAGUGAGAGGAAUUUUUUGCUGUCUGUGCUUGAGUUGACCUCGCCAGGGUCGAGGCCAGACACUUCUCAGCAGCCUUCUUGCAAAAGGGCUCUCCUUAAUAGCCUAUGAAACUGUUAUAAGUAUAUUUCAGUUUUUUUUCCUGCAUUAUUGGUGUGCCUGGGAUCUAAACCCAAGCCUGCCAUGCAUGCCCCCUCAGCAUGCCUACUAUUCAGCGUGUGUUAGGAGGUUCUUUGACAUACUCCUAUUUGCAUCAAGUUUGGAUAUCUCAUAUCCAAGUUUAGCUGUUUGUAUAUGAGAUCUCAAUUGUUUUAAGAGUCUCAUAGUUUGUUUGGUUGUACAUAUUGCAUUGGCGGUGUUGUAGUAGCAUCAUACAGGAAUUAAAAGGGGCGAUGGUGUACCAAAGAGUUUACAGCUUGUAUCCAAAAUAUAGAAUAAGUACUAUUCUUUGUGUAAUUAACUCUUGUAACCUUUCUAUGUUGUACGGAAUAUAUUGGUUUGGUGUGUAGUGUGAUUUAACAGUUUC